UAGUUCAGUUUAUCUUCCGCUGACAGGAAGUGAAAGGUCCUUUUCCGCAGACUCCAACAUGGCCAGAGGACCGAAGAAGCAUCUGAAGCGUGUCGCAGCUCCUAAACACUGGAUGCUGGACAAACUCACUGGAGUAUUUGCUCCUCGUCCUUCCACCGGUCCCCACAAGUUGAGGGAGUGUCUGCCCCUCAUCAUCUUCCUGAGGAACCGCCUCAAGUAUGCCCUGACUGGAGAUGAGGUCAAGAAGAUCUGCAUGCAGAGGUUCAUCAAGAUUGAUGGCAAGGUCCGCACUGAUAUCACCUACCCAGCUGGCUUCAUGGAUGUGAUCAGCAUUGAGAAGACAGGAGAGAACUUCAGGCUCAUCUAUGAUGUUAAGGGACGCUUCACAGUUCAUCGCAUCACAAAUGAGGAGGCCAAGUACAAGUUGUGCAAGGUGAAGAAAAUCAUCAUUGGCACAAAGGGAAUCCCACAUCUGGUGACCCAUGAUGCGCGCACCAUCCGUUACCCUGACCCUCUGAUCAAGGUCAAUGAUACUGUCCGUAUUGACUUGGACACAGGCAAAAUUACAGAUUUCAUCAAGUUUGACACAGGUAACCUGUGCAUGGUGACGGGAGGUGCUAACUUGGGGCGUAUUGGGGUGAUCACCAAUAGAGAGAGGCAUCCCGGCUCCUUUGAUGUAGUGCACGUUAAAGACAGCACUGGCAACAGCUUUGCCACCAGGCUCUCCAACAUUUUUGUUGUUGGCAAGGGCAACAAGCCAUGGGUGUCCCUGCCCCGUGGAAAGGGUAUCCGCCUGACCAUCGCUGAGGAGAGAGACAAGAGACUGGCUGCCAAACAGGGCAGCAGUUAAGUCAACAGGACUAGCGCACACCUUAUUUCAAAUAAAAAAGUUAUUUACAACAA
Messenger RNA from Myxocyprinus asiaticus (Chinese sucker), 903 nucleotides. RefSeq names its product 40S ribosomal protein S4. Bases 59 to 850 code for a protein of 263 amino acids. The transcript is spliced from 7 exons. Gene Ontology annotation, cellular component: ribosome; cytosolic small ribosomal subunit. The record is from RefSeq and is a predicted model, not a curated record. Gene Ontology annotation, biological process: translation. NCBI's taxonomy places the organism in Eukaryota, Metazoa, Chordata, Actinopteri, Cypriniformes, Catostomidae. Gene Ontology annotation, molecular function: RNA binding; structural constituent of ribosome.